This is a messenger RNA of Lampris incognitus (smalleye Pacific opah), 528 nucleotides long. Its product is annotated as gamma-crystallin M2-like. Gene Ontology annotation, molecular function: structural constituent of eye lens. Gene Ontology annotation, biological process: lens development in camera-type eye; visual perception. The record is from RefSeq and is a predicted model, not a curated record. NCBI's taxonomy places the organism in Eukaryota, Metazoa, Chordata, Actinopteri, Lampriformes, Lampridae. The transcript has 3 exons. Bases 1 to 528 code for a protein of 175 amino acids.
AUGGGGAAGAUCAUCUUCUACGAGGACAGAAAUUUUCAGGGUCGGCACCAUGAGUGCUUGAGCGACUGUGCCGACCUGCACUCCUACUUCACCCGCUGCAACUCAAUCAAGGUGGAGAGCGGCUGCUUCAUUGUGUACGAGAGACCCAACUACCUGGGCCACCAAUACUUCCUGAGGAGGGGGGAGUACUCGGAUAACCAGCGCCAGAUUGGUAUCAGUGACUGUAUCCGGUCUUGCCGCAUGAUUCCAUUGCACCGCGGGGCCUACAAGAUGAGACUGUAUGAGCAUCCAGACCUGAGUGGCCAAAUGCACGAGGUUAGCGAGGAUUGCCCUAAUGUCCAAGACCGCCUUCAUGUGUCAGAUAUCAACUCCUGCACUGUAGUGGACGGUCACUGGCUGCUCUAUGACCAGCCAAACUACCGGGGUCGAACCUACUACAUGAAGCCUGGCGAGUACCGCAGAUACAGUGACUGGGAAGGUGUAAGUCCAAAGAUUGGCUCUCUCAGGCGAAUCACUGACUUCAACUAG